This is a messenger RNA of Plasmodium vinckei vinckei, 8451 nucleotides long. RefSeq names its product conserved Plasmodium protein, unknown function. Gene Ontology annotation, cellular component: trans-Golgi network. The record is from RefSeq and is a predicted model, not a curated record. NCBI's taxonomy places the organism in Eukaryota, Apicomplexa, Aconoidasida, Haemosporida, Plasmodiidae. The coding region runs from base 1 to 8451 and encodes 2816 amino acids. The transcript has a single exon.
AUGAAUAAUAUAAACCUGUGUGAUUUUGCAAAAGCUAAAGUUUAUUUAUGGAAAACAGAAAACACAAAUGAAAAUCUAUUCUUGGAAGUUUCAAAUAAAAUUCGAAGCUUAUAUGAAAAAAUAAACUAUGACGAUUUAUUUCAUCAUCUAUAUAAUUAUAUCAACUAUAUUAAUAUCAGUAAUAAUGAAUUAUUUUUACGACAUGAAGGUUUGCCUUAUCCUAUAAAUGGAAAUAAGAAUAGCCAAAAAAAAGAGGAUCAUAACUUUUUCAAAAUUUUUAAAAACCCUAAUUAUGUAAAAAGAAAUGGAAAUAUAUCUAUCGAUUAUAUUGAUUUGUUUGAAAAAAAUUUAGAAAUAAAUAAAAUUAAUUUCUUUUCAAAUGUAUUUAUAUCUAUUGGUAUACAUGAAUUAAGCGAUAAUGAUUUUGUUACUCCACCGUUUGAAGAUAAAGAAAAUAAUAAUGAUUCCAUUUCAGAGCAAACUACAAAAAAAGACAAAACUCCUGAACAAAAUAAUGAUGGAAAUCGAUGUGAAAAUAAAAAAAAAAUACAUAAUUUUUUUAGAAUACGAAAAAAAAUAUUAAAAUUAAUAAACUCAUAUAAUAGUAUAUAUUUUAAUAAUAGUUGUGUUUUUAUACAACGGGUUCUAAUUAUUCCAUCAUCAGAUAAAUAUGAUGAAUUUAUUAUGGAAAAAAUUAUGGAAAUAAAUGAAAAUUUCUUAUAUGCCAAUAGUACUGAAGCUAUGCGACCCUUUGACAAUAAUUCAUUUGUGUUUCCCUCCCAAAAUGGAAAUCAAAGUGUGGAAAAGAAUGUUGAAAAAGACCAACCAGAUGAACAUCAAACAAGUUCGGAGAAUAAACAGAACCUCUUUAAAUUUAACAUAAAUGACAAUGUGCAGGUUGUUCGAGAUUCUCCUUACUAUGAUAAAUCAAAUUUAGAUGAAGAUUCAAACAAAAAUUUAAAAAAAAGUGAAUCCAAAACACGUCAUGAUUUUGAAAAUGUUGAAAAAAAAACAAAAUCGGAAAAUACAACUUAUACUUCUGAAGUAGAUGGUAAAUCAUCUUUCCCAAAAAUAACGAAAAAAUAUUCAUCUACUUUUUUAAAAAUCUUCAACAAAAAUAUUGGGAAAGAAUAUAUGUCUCUAAAUGCUAAAUCCCCAUCUAGAAGUUCAGAGAGUUCUGGUGAAGAAAAUGUUUUAAUAAGUGAAAAGGAAAUACAAAGAAAUGGUGAUCCCAAUUUAGAUGCAAUCGGAUCAGAUGCAUCUAAAAUUAAAUAUACUAUUGACGAACCACAUGGAUCUACAAAAGAUCCAAAUAAUACAAACAGUUUAAAAAACAAAAAAGAAACUAUAUGCAAUAACAGUAAUGAUUGUACAUCUAAUUCAGAUGUAAAUAAUGAUGAAUCCGAAAAUAAAAAAGAUAAAGAAUCAGAAGAAGAAUUUUCUUUUAUAUCAAAUAAUAUACAUAACUUUAAAAUAAUCAUUUUUCUACCAUCAGUAAAAAAACAUUUCAGUAUACAAUAUAACAAAUUUUUACAAGCAAUAAUAUUAAAUAUUUUUUAUAUUUUUAUAUUUUUUUUAUACGACUUAUUGACUAAAAAAAAUAUAUGGGAUUAUAUGGAUAUGUUCCUUGAAAAUCUAAGUUAUGAAGUUAUAAAAAAUAAAAAAGACAACAAUGAAAAUACAUUUGAAGAUAAAAUAAAAAAUACAAAUAAUUUUAAUCUACUAAAUAAAACGAAAAAAAUUAAUUAUUUCAAUAGUUAUUCUGGAGUAUAUAAAUAUAGUCAAAUACAAAGAUUAGAAAAUUUGAAAAAUUUAAAUAAUUUGAAAAAUGAACAAUCAGAAAUAAAUAAAGAAGAUGAUCAUACACGAAUAAAUGCAAGAAAAUAUAUUCCUUAUAAUAAAAAAAAUAUAAAUAAUAAAGAUAUUCCACUUAAAGUUAGUUAUUCUGUUACUGAACAGAUGAGUGGUUCUAAUAGUAAUCCUAUCUUUGUUAAUUUAAAAAAAUAUUAUCUUGAUACAAAUGAUUCUAUAUCGUAUCAAACAAAUAAAAUGAUUCCUAAAGGUAGUAAUGAGAUGUAUAAAAUACGUAAAUCUAAUACAUAUAAAGAAAACUUUAUUUCAAAAAAAGAUAGUUUUUAUAAAAGAGAAUCAAAUGAAUCUGGAAGUUUACAUCUAAUACGUAACAAAAAUGCAUCUAGAAGUGCUAGUUACGAAAAUAAUCAUUCCAAUAAUCUAUCUCAUUCUGAUGCAUCUAUUAUUGAAGAAAAUAGUGAAGCUGAUUACUCUGCAUGUUGUGUAGAGGAUCGAAUAAGUUAUGACAGUUUAGAAAAUUUUGGAAACGUACAUACUGAUGUAAAAAAUGAGGAUAAAGAAUUUAGUGUGUCAGAACACAAAAAUUUGGUUGGAAAACGGGUUCUAAUACAAAGUGGAGAAAUCGAAGAAUUUGCAGAAUAUGAAGAAAGUGAUGUAUGUGAAAUAGAUGAUGAAGUUUCAGAAGAAAAUUCAAAUUCAAUGAGUAAUGAUAUUAUUGAAGAAAGAAAAAAUAACAUAUUUGAAAUAGAUGAAAAUUAUAAAUAUAAAAUAAAAAAAAAAAAAGGAGAUAUAUUUUUAUUAUUAGGAAGCCCAUUAGAUUCAAUUGAAGAAUAUUUAAAAUGUUUUGAAAUCUGUAAAAUAAAAAAUGAUUAUUUAUAUCAAGGAAAUAUAUAUUUUUCUAUAUCCUUAUCUAUAUAUUUAUUUAUUAAACAAAAUUGGGGAAACUUUUGUCGUAUGAAUAAUAAUGAAAAUUAUUUUUUUCGUUUCCCUGAUAUAAUAGAAAAUUUAAUUUUAGAAACAUAUCAAAAACUGUUACCAACCAAGCAUACAAAUUAUACAAACUUUUUUUUUGAUACAUCUUAUAGUGGUACAUUAGCAAAAGAUCGUUUAUAUAAUCUUGGGAUAGGAACAUCUAGUAAUAAUAAUAAUUUAAUUAGUGCAAAUUCUAUAAGUAGUGCUGCAUCUAUUGGUAUUACUUCAUUUGUAACGAACCCAUCUCAUUCGGGUUCUAUUGCAUCUAACACAGCACCAAAUAAUAAUAACUAUUAUUAUAAUAAUUAUUUAAACAAUUUUAAUCUAUACUUAUAUGGUCAUGAACAAACAAAUCAUGAUGGACAAAAUAAUGUUAAAAAAAAUAUAAUCUCCUUUAUUAAUAUGCUAAAAGAAAGUGAAAAAAGUGGUGAAACAAAAAAAAACAAAAUCGAUGAAGAAAGUUAUCUUUAUUCCAAUUCAAAUCAUGUUUGUUAUUUUUUUAAUUUAGAAAUAAAACAACAUAAUAUUUUACUUUAUUUAAUUGCUUUGAUAGAAUACAAAUUGAAUCAAGCAUUGUUGUCUUUGCAAAAAACUUCAUCUCAUAUAAGUGAAAAAAUUAAUUAUGCAGAAUAUAAAUAUUAUGCAUCUACUUCAAAAGUUACAAAUAAUGGAAUCAAAUCAUUGAUAGCACAAGAACAGUUUUGUGAUUAUUUAAUAUGCUUAUUAAAAUAUACAAUUAUGAUUAAUAAAAAUAAAAAGACUCAUAUAUUUUAUAUUAUAAAUAAGUAUUCUUAUAUUGCUGAACGAUUUAUCCAUAAUUUAUAUAUAAAAUAUUAUAUUGAACUAUUAUUAAUAUAUAAACAUCUUGGUGCUUUUAGAAAAUUUGCUUUUACAGCAUAUAUGUUAUGUACCUACUUCUAUCAAAAUAAAAAAUAUUAUCUUUCUUUUUUUUUACUUAAUAAUAUUCUUCCGUUUUAUAAUUUACCAAGUAUUUGCUCUUAUUCCUCUUAUCAAAAUUAUAAACAAAUUAAUCUCUGCAAAGUAGGAAAUAAUGACGAUACAUCUACUUUUCAAAUUGGACAAGACUACCAAAAAAUGAUAUCCAAUAGCCCCAAUUUUGAUAAUAAAGAAAAAAACAUUCUCUAUCAGUAUAUUAAUAAUUUAUUAUUUAAAAAUAAGUCUGACAAAUUUGUCAACUUCCCAAUGCAUUGGCUUUACACAGAUUCACAGACUCGCAGUUCUAGCGAUUCUAGCGAUUCUAGCGGUUCUAGCGAUUUUGACUAUUAUAGUGACUCUGAAUAUAGAUGCAGUAGGAAUAAGCCAACGGGAGAAAAAGAAGAUGAUAAAACAAUUUCCAAAGAAAUAUGCACUAACAAAUAUGAACAUCCUAAUAAGCAAUAUAUUUCGUUUGAGUAUUUGAAAGGGUGUGGAUAUGCAUGUAAUUUAAAUAAUUUAUUUAAUUUUUGCUUAAAACAAAUUAGCAGUAAAAGUGUAAUGAAUAUAAAUAAACAUAUAAAUAAAUUAAAAUUUUAUCAAAAAAAAAAAAAAUAUAAUAAUACAAUUCAUUAUAGUAUUCUUUAUUUUUUAUCGCAAAUUUUAAAAAAUAUGAUAUAUGACGAAGAAUAUGUUUUGGCAAAUCUAUUAUUCCUUCUAUUUUUAAAUAAGCAUCUAUCAAAACAGAUGCAAAAAGAAACAAUAAAUAAUAUAUAUGAACUAUUAAAUAAAAAAAAACAUUAUAUAUCAUUCCCACCAUUUGUAACUUUAUUAUUAGAUGAAGAAAGAAAAAAAAAAAAUAUAAAAUAUUUAAAAAAACUUUGUAAAAAUACUUACGAAGAAAAAGUGAUAGAUAAAAAUGAUUCUAAAUUAUAUGACACAUCAGAAGAUUUACCUGAAAAUUAUAAAUCUAAUUCAUCUUGUUUUUAUUUUCUAUCAGAUUCAAAUGAUAUAGAUGAUAACUUAUUUCAAACAGAUUCUUCAACAUCAAAUGAUUCCAUAAAACUUACAUCUACCUCAAAAGAAAUAGAUCCAAGAAAAUCGACUCAAAAGAAAGGAACACAAGAAAAUGCUAGCGAAAAUGUACAUAAAAAUGGUGAAUACAUUUCAAAAAAUAAACUACAUUUUCUAAGUGGGUUCACAGAAGGUAGAUGUGCGCCUCUACCAAUAUUAGAAAAUAUUCAAUAUCCAAAAACAAGCUAUAAUAAUGAAAAAAUAUAUAAAAAAAUGAAACCAAUAAAUAUAAAAAACCAAAAUAAAAAAGAUAAAGAUAUAUUUAAAUAUAACCCAUUUAAUGAAAAAGAAAAAAAUGUAAAAAUACAAAAUAUAUGUUCUACUAAUGAAUUAAAAAAUAUAAUAAUAACUUUAAAGAACCCAUUAUCUGUUGAUAUUGUUUUAAAUAAUUUAAUUUUAAUUACAUCUGGAGUAUCUAUAGAAAAUUACCCAACUAGUGUUGUAUUAUUAUCAAAAAAAAAAAAAAAAUAUACAAAUAUUAAUUUAUCUUUUAAAGCUAAAGAACCUGGAAUAUUAUAUGUCCUUGGAAUUUCUUAUUAUAUAAGUUAUUUACAUUUUGAUCAGUAUUUUUUAUAUGAUACUAAUCUUCUUCGUCAAUAUAUCAUGACCAACCCAGAUCCCGUCACUACAAUCCAUCCUUCGAUAGAACACCAAAAUGGAAAUAGGGAAAAUAAAACUGGACAAAAUGAAAAUGGACAAAAUGAAAAUGGGCAAAAUAAAAAUGGGCAAAAUAAAAACAAUCAACCCAUUUUUAAGCGAAAAAAAAAACUAUUAUUUAGCAACGUUUUAAAUAUGUCAAGUGUAUUCCAAGUCUUUGUUAUUAAUAAUUAUUUUCAUCUUGCAUCUGAAAUAAAGUUUGUCAACUUUGGAAAGUACAUAAAUAUAGAGUCAUUAAUAAAUGAUAAAGAUUGUCUAGCUAAUUACUGUAAAGCAGAAUCAUUUCAAAGAAAAAAGAAUACAAAUGAAUCACUUAACAAUCUAAAUAAGAACACAAAAUUAGAUGCACCCCUACUAAAUGUAACAAUGGAUAGCCAAAAUAAAGAACCCGAAAUAGAAUAUAAAGUCAAUGUAGUAGAUGCAGAAAAUGGUAUAAAUAAAAAUGACGCAUUAGAUGGCACAAAAAAAAUAGACUGUUUAUCUCUUUCGUCAUCUUACAUGACUGAUGAAAGUAAAAUGUCGUAUCAAAGUUAUUCUUUAGAUUCUUUUGAAGAAAAUGAAAACCGACGAUUACCUUUAUGGAGUUCCAAAGACAUUGAAAUGAAUCAAAAAAAUAUAGACAACCUAAAUAAUAAUAACUUUUAUAUUAAAAAAAAAUAUAGCUACCAAAACAGUGAAGAAGAAUCAAAUAUCCAUAUUUCAAAUUUUCCUGUUUCAUUCAAUCAAUAUAGAAUUGAAGAAAAAAAAAAAUCAAUGUGUUUUGAAAAUGAAAAUGAAAAUAUAUAUUUUUCAACUGAUGCACGAUAUGAAGAAAUAUUAGAAGGUGAAAUAAAAUUUUUAUGUUUAGUCUGUGAAAAUACAAGUAAUAUAGAUGUAAAUUAUAUAAAUAUAAAAGUAAGAUAUAAAAAUAAAUCUAUUGGAAAUCAAUUUAUAAAAUUUUAUUUUGAUAAAUCAUUUUAUAUAAAAAAUGAAAUUUACAAUAAAAAUAAAGACAAGAAACAAAGUCAAGUUUAUGAAGAAACUUAUCAAACAAAUUUCAAUGAAAACAUUUUUUUUCCCCAUAAAAAUGAAACAAAAUUAAAAGUUAAAAAAAACCAUACUUUAUAUAUACCUAUUAAAUGUACAGGAUCAAUAUUAAUUAAUGAAUGUGAAGUUGAUAUAAUUUAUUCAAAUUCGAAAAAUAGUUCAUAUUAUUCAAUUCAAAAAUUAAAUCUAAAACUAAAUGUUAAAAAAAAUAUAUCUAUAGAAAGUAUUUUAUAUUUUCCUUAUGUCAGCUUUAAUUGGAAUCAUAUACUAACUAAAAUUUUAAACUCAGAUUAUUAUAGAGCAUAUGCAAUAAAUAAAUUAGGACUCACCAAACAAAACAAUGAACUCAUAACAAAUUCAACUUUGGAUUCGUACAGCUGUUAUGAUAUAUCUAUAAUGCAAAAUAGUAAUUGUUCGGAAAUAAAUAAGAUCCAUCAAAAGGGAAAAAACAGACAAAAUGAUAAUGAAAAUAUAAAUAAAAAUUUAGAUUCUAUAAAAUGUACAUACAAUAAUAAUAGUGAUUACAUGAGUGAUACUAAUACAGCCAAACAGUAUCAAUAUCCUUCGAAUGAAAAUUUAAGCUUUUUUGAUAUGACUAGCGAAUCGUCAGAUAGCCAUUUUGAAAAAAAAAAAAAAAAAAAAAAUAAUGAAAAUAAUAGACUAAUAGAAAAUUACAACCAGUUUAAUAAAAUAAUUUAUACACAAAAAAGUAACUUAAAUAUAUGUACAGACAAUAAAUAUAUAUUUUUAGAAAUUUAUAUAAAAAAUGAUAGUGGAUAUGUUAAUUAUUGUAAAAGUAAAAAAUUAAAAAGAAGACCAACAUGUGUAAUUGAUAAAGAUAAUUAUUCAAAUAAAUGGAUUAUAUGGAUUAAAAGAUUAAAAAGAAAAAAAAAUAUUAUAUUUAAAAAAAAAGAAGAUGUAUUAAAAUAUUUUCUACUAUACAUUGAUUAUUAUGUUUCUCUAAUUUAUUCAAGACAUAAAAAAAUGGGAAUAUUAAGUAGUUAUAGUUCUUAUUUAAAUCAUAUUUAUAUAAAUAAAAAAAAAAUAGAAGAUUUCUUUUUAAAUUUUAAAACUACCCAAACAAAUCAAAAAUCAGAUGUUUAUCAAAAUGACACUACUCAAUCAUAUAAACAAACCCCAUUCUCUAAAAUCGAUACAAAUAAUGUAGACUUAUAUUCUACUUGCCCUAAAUAUAGAUCAUUACAUUCGGAACAAAAACAACAACAAUUUCAUGAUGCCAAUAAUAAUAUGAAUUCAGUUGAUGCUGACAAACAAUUAGAAAAUAAAUGUGAGGAUUAUCAUGAAACAGAUAAAAAGUUAUCGUUUUAUAAUAUUGAGGAAUAUCUAGAAAACUCAAAUGACAAUAAUUGUUAUUAUAUAGAAAAUGAAAAUUUUGAAUUAUUAACAAGUAAAUAUAAAUUGUUUGAAAAUAAUUUGGUGAAUGAUUUAUUUUAUCCAUAUAUUUUACUAGAACCAGAGUUCCAAAAUUGUAAAAAAAAAAAUAGUGUUAUUAUUCCUAGCUGUUCAAAAACACUAAAUUUUACAAAUAUAAAUAAAAUAGGAAUUAAAAAAAAUUAUUUUGAAACAGGAAUAAAUGAAUUUUUUAUAAUAAAAAUUUGGAUAAGAAAUAUGUCCUCUAUUGAUCUUGGACAAUAUACACUUUUUAUAUUUCCAUCAAAUUUAAAUUGUAUAAAAAUUAUUGGUACUUUAAAUAAGAAUGGAUAUCUUACUAAGAAUGAUGUUACUAAAGGAAGUAAAAAAAAUAAUUGUGUAGAAACUGAAAAUAUGCAAAAAAUUUCAAACGAAACAAAACAUCGUAAGCAUAGACAAAAACAAAAGUCAAAGGUUUCCCUUUUACAUUCACUCAAUGCUUAUUCCUUAUUUCCUGGCAAAGUUUUUUUUUACAUAGCCAUUUAUUUUCAUAAUUUCCACACACUAUUAUUUCAUCAUGAGCCAAUUCUCGUUACUAUUGUGUAG